AUGGACGUCCAAGACCGCACGAGCACCGCCCGCGACUCUGCCCUCGCUGACAUGAGCGGCCCCGGCCAAGUCAACCCGAACGGCCCAGGCCGGAACGCCGCAGCCGACGCCCUCGACCGGCCAGGCGUGCCAGAUGGUCUCUUCCGCAUUCUGCUCGUCGUGGCCGGGGCUGCCGCCGGCAACUCCAUCCUGGAGCUCAUCGCGGCUCUGUCCAAAGACCCGACAAUGGACGUGCAGCUGGUAGCCAACCGGGAAGGGCUGAGGCAUGUCUCGCAAGCCGAUGUCGACGCACGACUUGCAGAGUGUCCUAGCAGCGGACCGAGAGGCGUCAAGCGGAUCAGGACCGACAAUGAUGAUGACUCUGAAGAGACCCCUCUUCCCUCCCGUCUCGUCCAAUGGGCCGACAUGCUCCUCCUUGCUCCGUGCUCUGCCUCUCUCCUGGCUUCCCUCUCGGUCGGAGCAUGCGACACCCUGCCCCUCCGCCUGCUCCGUUCUAUCGCGCCUAACAAGCCGGUUCUGAUCUAUCCAUCCAUGCCAGCCGACAUGUUCAGCAACGCUUGGACAAGGCGUCACCUCGAGGCAGCCAAGCAGGCAGGCUACGUCGUCGUCGGCCCGCAGUGCCGGGACGACAACCGUGGCCGCAUGACCGAUUGGCAAGACAUCGUCAUCAGCGUGCAGGAUAUGGCGACCUUCUUCAACAUGCGGCAGCAGCAGGCGCAUCUCGCCAAGCUGGCUGAGCAGGAGCAAGCCGAAUCCACAAUGGAGGGCACGGAGACAGGCAGCGGGCCGUCCUCAACACAGGCGACUCGCGAGUCGUCCCCUGGUGGCACAAGGAAGCGGAGCAGGGAAGGUCCCACCAUGCCGACCGUGUUCCAAACCUUUGCGCCGCUGUGGCACGAGUCUUCGCCGGAGCACCUUGACCGCGGCUUCGUGCCGGGGCAAAUGCACUGGCAGGGCUUGCCACCGAUUGCGACGGGUCGCACGACUGGGUUGGGAAGGUCCGAGAUCGACCUCACGAUGCCGAGCUGGGAGACGGCAAAGAGAGAUGCCGAGAAGGAGAGGCAGAGCGACGCCAGCACGCCGUCGCUGUACCCUAUCAUCCCCAUCAAGGACAAGUGGUGGGUGUGA
Messenger RNA from Trichosporon asahii var. asahii CBS 2479, 1128 nucleotides. Its product is annotated as protein phosphatase inhibitor. NCBI's taxonomy places the organism in Eukaryota, Fungi, Basidiomycota, Tremellomycetes, Trichosporonales, Trichosporonaceae. Gene Ontology annotation, molecular function: phosphopantothenoylcysteine decarboxylase activity; FMN binding. Bases 1 to 1128 code for a protein of 375 amino acids. Gene Ontology annotation, cellular component: phosphopantothenoylcysteine decarboxylase complex. The record is from RefSeq and is a predicted model, not a curated record. The transcript has 3 exons. Gene Ontology annotation, biological process: coenzyme A biosynthetic process.